This is a messenger RNA of Stegostoma tigrinum, 6166 nucleotides long. Its product is annotated as myoferlin-like. Lineage: Eukaryota; Metazoa; Chordata; Chondrichthyes; Orectolobiformes; Stegostomatidae. Gene Ontology annotation, cellular component: membrane. The transcript is spliced from 53 exons. The record is from RefSeq and is a predicted model, not a curated record. Gene Ontology annotation, biological process: plasma membrane organization; membrane fusion. Bases 1 to 6066 code for a protein of 2021 amino acids.
AUGCUUGCAAUGUUUAAAAAACAUUCGGAUAAGUUCAUCAACAGGAAAGGGAAAAAGAAGAGAACAAGCUUAUCGGAAGAGGAGAAGAACGUAAGGUGGAAUGAGAGGCUGGAGUUUAAGUUGAAAGGAAAUCCUCUCAAUGCAAAAUCCUCUCUUCAGAUUCACCUGAAAGGCAAAGACAGAGUUGGAAAGGGCAGGCUCCUCGGAUCCAUCAACGUCAGGCUUGCCAAUCUGGUGGGAGAGAGGAGCAGGAAUAUCUCUUUUGUCAAAGUUCCUCUGCUGGAUAAGAAGAAGCAAAAAACGAAGAACCUGCUCAGCUUUGAGAUCAUCUACGACCCACCCCUCGACGAUAAAAAAGAAAAGAAAGAAGCAAAGCCAGGCCGUCCAGAACAAGAUGACAUCGUUAAUGUUCCUAAAUUACAGGAGAUCCCACUGAGAUCUCAGUCACCAUCUCCAGAAAAUUCCUCCAUUAAGGGAUCUGUGAAACUCACACAGAAAGUUUCAGAUAAACCACAGGACUUUCAGGUUCGAGUCCGGAUAAUUGAGGGCCGCCAGCUGCAGGGUGCCAACAUCCGGCCUGUGGUGAAAGUGUACAUAGGGGACGCCGUGUUCCGCACCAGAAUUAAAAGGGGUAACAACCCUAUCUUCGACGAGAUUUUCUUCCAGAAUUUUUAUAAACCCCCAAGUGAGGUCUUCAACACAAUGAUACACCUGCAGGUAUUAAAUUCGCACUCGCUUCGUGCUGAUUCCAUUAUUGGUGUAUUCAAGCUGGACAUCGGCUCUGUCUAUGAUCUUCCAGAUCACGCAGUCUUACGGAAGUGGUUACUCUUGUACGAGUCGGAUGAUGUGCAGUCCUUGGCCAAGGGGUACCUGAAAGUCAGCAUAAUCGUCCUGACAGCAGGAGACGAAGCACCGAUAGACAAGAGAGGGACUAAUGAAGAGGAUGAUGUUGAGAGUAACCUACUGCAGCCAGCAGGUAUCCUUUCCCGAUGGGUCACUUUUGAGGUGAAGAUCUAUCGAGCUGAGGACAUCUUGCACAUGUCCAAAGGGCUGAUGUCAAACUUGAAGCACGUGUUCGGGGUAGACAAGGAUAAGGAAGGCGUCGACUCGUUUCUGGAAGUCAGUUUCGCUGGCAAGAAGGUAGUGACGAAGGUUAUUGAAAACCACAUAAAUCCUGAAUGGAACCAAGUGGUCUACUUGAAGAGCAGGUUUCCUUCCUUGUGUGAGAGUAUUCGUUUCACGGUGUGUGAACGGAAGAGUGCUGUGAAAAGCCACCCCUUAGGAACAACCUAUCUGAGCAUCUCAAAAAUCUCGAUGACAGGGUCAGAAGACGAUGAAACGCCUGGGUUCCUGCCAACAUUCGGGCCGUGCUUCCUGAACCUGUAUGGGAGCCCCCGGGAAGGCUUAGAUGGCUCCGACAAGUACGACGAGCUCAACCUUGGAAAGAGUGAAGGAGUCUCCUAUCGAGGGAGGAUUUUGAUUGAAUUGGUCACGAGGAUGGACGAAACUUUAGGGAAAACCAUUGACAACUUGUCGUUCGAAGAUUUCUCGAUUGUACAGAGGUACUUGCAGAGGCGGAGGUACAGCCUUAGCGUCGUGUUCUACUCGGCUACGCAAAUGCAGGAUGUGAAGGAGCCGGUCCAGUUUGAGGUCAGCGUGGGCAAUUACGGCAACAAGUUUGACAAGUCGUGCAAACUGCACGCCUCGACAACGCAGUACAGCCAUGCUAUGUUUGAUGGCAACUAUUAUUACUACCUGCCGUGGUGUGACACGAAGCCCGUGGUCGCCCUGACGUCGCACUGGGAGAACAUUGAGCAUAGGCUGGACAGGUUGAAUGUCCUCCUCAAAAUCAUUGACAAGCUGAGAGGCAACCUGGAGGAGAUCAGGACAACGCUGCCAUCUGAAGGAACACGCCUCACCGGCAUGUGGGUGAAGAUGCUUGACCGGGUCGUGAAGGAUUGCAAUCGCUCCCUCCCACCGUUGAAAAGGCUUCCCCAAGUGACUGCCCUCGAUCGUGAGCUCUAUGACCAACAGGUUAUGCUCCUUAAGAAGAUCAGGAAGUCUGCAGAGAAACUGAGAGACCGAAACAUCAACGUGAAGGACAAGCUGCCCGAAGUUGAAGAGUGGCUCGAGAGGCUCUCACUACUGGCUGAGGAGCCUCAGAACAGCCUGCCUGAUGUGAUUCUCUGGAUGCUGGCCGGCGAGAAGCGAGUUGCCUAUGCUCGGAUUAAAGCGCACUCGGUCCUGUUUUCCAGGGACAGUGAGAAAUCAUGUGGUAAAUUCUGCGGGAGGAUGCAAACAGUGUUCAUGAAGCAACCACUGGACAAGUCGCACAGUCAAAGGAACGUCGCUCAGCUCCGUGUGCGGAUCUGGAUGGGGCUGUCUACUGACGAAGAGGAGUUUGAAAAGUACAUUGAUGGGAAAAUUUUGGUCACCGCAGAAAGAUAUGAAAAUCAGGCAAGGGUCAUGGGCCACUGGGGCACCAGUGGGUUGCUGCAGCAUCCGACGUUCUCUGAUGCGUUGGGUAAAAUAAAGCUGUCAAGAAAGGACUUCUAUCCUCUCAGGGGCUGGCAGUGGGACGGAAAAUGGACCAUCGACCCCGAGAGGUGUUUGUUGUUUGAUGCCGAUGCGGGCCACAAUGAAUUCACUGAUGAAGUUUAUGAGAAUGAAACCCAUUUGGCUGGAGGAGAAUGGAGCCCAGCUUUGGAACAAUUCACAGACAAAAAAGGGAAUAGACACUCACCGAUGGAGGAGAUCGAGUGUCCUGUUGGGUGGGAAUGGAAGGAGGAAUGGAUGACAGAUUUUUAUCGGGCAGUGGAUGAACAUGGAUGGGAGUACGGAAAGGCCAUCCCACCGGAGACGAUGCCAAGGCACUGGAACCCCACAGAGAAAGCCUACCACACGCACCGGCGACGCCGAUGGAAACGCGAGCGCAUGAGGAAACCGGACCGCUCUCGCCAGCUGAAGAGAGAAGAGAUUGAUUCAGAUGGCUGGGAGUACGCCCCUCUGUUUGGCUGGAAGUUCCACGUGAAACAGAACAAGGGAGACAUUUACCGUCGCAGACGCUGGAGAAGGCGGCUGGUCCCCAAGGAGCAGCUAGGCCCAGCAGCCGUUUUCAGACUGGAAGGCUCUUUGUGUCGGGAAAGCAGCGAAGGGCAUCUGGAGGAUCUUGAGGAACAGGAGAAGCCUGUUGGCCAUCAGGAACUUUAUGGGAUGACCGCACCCUUUAUAUCUUGCAUUCUGGACCCACCCAAUGCCUUCCAGUUUCGUGGCUACAUCUACCAGGCAAGGGGUUUACUCCCCACCGAUAGCAACAGCUCUGCAGAUUCUUACAUUCAAGUGUCACUCCUGCACCAGAGCAAACGCACCGACAUUAUCAGAGGGACUCUGAACCCGAUCUGGGACCAAACACUGAUUUUUGAGGAGGUGGAAAUCUAUGGCAAUCUGAGAGAAGUAGUUGAGUGCCCACCUUUUGUCUCGCUGGAGCUCUUUGACAGUAAUCGUGCCAGCAAACAUGAAUAUUUGGGUACUGCCCUGUGCUACCCGAGUGUAAAGCUAGAUUCGACGGCACAGUAUCUUUCUCCUCUCCAGUGGCAUCCAGUCUUCCGAGGAGAGCGGUUCAGUGGCGAGCUGCUGGUUUCCUUCGAACUUCUCAUGAAACAGAGAGAUGGGGACCAGAAUUUACCUCCCCGACCGCCAAUGAGAGACUCAGAAACGUACAUGGUGCCACUGGGAGUCAGACCACAGCUUCAGUUGAGCACCAUUGAGAUUCUUGCCUGGGGAUUGAGAAAUAUCAAAAACUACAACAUGGCAAAGGUGACAAGUCCCAGCCUGGUGGUGGAGUGCAACGGGGAGAUGAUUCAAACAGCGCCCAUCAAAAACUACAAGAAGAACCCGAAUUUCCCAAAUCCUAUCUACUUCCUCACAGUGUUUCUACCUGUAGAUUCCACCUACAGCCCUCCCAUUGUGCUGAAGGUGCUGGACUAUCGAGCGUUCGGGUACAAACCAGUGGUGGGGCAGACGACGGUGAAAUCCCUCGGCGAGUUCAUGUGUGAUCCUUUCGCUGGCUCACUUGAAACUGAAGAUGUCGCAAUCAUGUCAACCAAGACUUUUCGUGUGGAAACACCCAACAUUGAGAGUUCAGCUGCAGAGGAUGCUCAGAAAUCUGAACAGGAAGCCACUGAAGGGCUGCUGGAAGAUGACACUGUUGACUGGUGGUGUAAGUUCUACGCUUCAUCAGGGGAACAUGACGAUUACACAGACUAUCUGUUGCAGGGGUAUGACACAAUAAAGAUUUAUCCAUGCCCCCUGGAAGAUGUGCCUCAGUUUAAGGGGCUUCAGGACUUCUGCCACACCUUUAAACUGUACCGGGGGAAAGUGUAUGGAGAUAUCGAGGAUCCUAUGGUUGUAGGUGAAUUUAAGGGUUCGUUUCGGAUCUAUCCUCUACCAGAAGAUCCAGCAAAGCCCGUCCCCCCUCCUCAGUUCCGUCAACUGCCCUCAAGUGAGCCGCAGACCUGUUUAGUGAGAGUUUACAUUGUCCGUGCUCUCGGCCUCCAGCCGAAGGAUCGCUCUGGGACAUGUGAUCCUUACAUUAAAGUCUCGCUGGGGAAGGAGACCAUUGAUGAUCGCGAGCAUUACAUUGCCAACAACCUCAACCCUGUCUUUGGCAAAAUGUUUCAGCUCUACGCCACUGUUCCGCUGAAUAAAGAUCUCAAGGUGUCUGUGUACGACUACGACCUAGUCACCCAAGACGACAAAAUCGGAGAGACAGUGAUCGACUUGGAAAACCGGUUCCUGUCACGGUUUGGGGCACGUUGCGGCCUGCCCCGGACAUACUGCAUAUCUGGCUCCACUCAAUGGCGAGAUCAGCUGACUCCAACAGAGCUGCUGAACAACCUGAGUGCCAUGAAGAACUACGCCCUGCCUGUCAUUCGGAACAACGGGCAAAAGAUAACCAUCGGGCAGAAGGAGUUCUCGCUAGAUGACUUUGAGCCGAAGAAGCUUCCUUACAACUUCCUGGGUCCCCCAGAAGAACGACUCGCUCUCCACAUUCUGCGGCUGCAGAAUCUGGUGCCGGAACAUGUAGAAACCCGGACUUUGUUCAACAGCACUCAACCAGGGAUUGAGCAGGGGAAACUGCAAAUGUGGAUUGACAUCUUUCCAAAGAAGUUGGGUCUCCCCGGCCCACCCUUUAACAUCACCCCUCGGGGUCCUGUCCGGUACAUUCUGCGCUGUAUAAUCUGGAAUACGAGUGACGUAAUUCUGCAGGAAACUAAUGUAACGGGCGAAAGGAUGAGUGAUAUAUAUGUUAAAGGUUGGAUGGUUGGGUUGGAGGAGCAGAAACAGAAUACUGACGUGCACUACAGGUCACUGGAUGGAGAGGGCAACUUUAACUGGAGGUUUAUUUUCCAGUUUGACUAUUUAAUUGUGGAGCGUGUCCUUGUCAUCAACAAGAAGAACUAUAUUUGGAGCUUGGAUGAGACGGAAAUGAAAAUGCCUCCUAAACUAAUUCUCCAACUGUGGGACAAUGAUAAAGUGUCCUUUGAUGACUACUUAGGCUACCUCGAGAUUAAUCUUAAUGCUUUCCGGUCCCCAACGAAGUGGGCAGAUAGCUGCACACUGGAGAAGUUCUUUAAGCAGGAGGGCACCUCGUCUAGCAGCUUGCAGAAGAUGAUUUCACUCUUCAAGCAGAAGACUAUUAAAGGCUGGUGGCCGUGCGUCACAUACGAAGCAGGCAAACCUUAUUUGACAGGAAAACUGGAAUUGACCCUGGAGUUGCUGACAGAACGCGAAGCUGAAGAGCGGCCAGCCGGGAAGGGAAGAGAUGAGCCUAAUAUGAAUCCCAAACUGGAACCUCCAAACCGGCCAGAUAUAUCGUUUUUGUGGUUCCGUUCUCCCUUGAAGGCGAUGAGGCACAUUGUCUGGCGCAGGUACAAGUGGUGGGUCAUCUGCACGUUGCUUCUGGUGAUACCGGUAAUCUUCCUGGUAGCUCUCCUGCACGCUAUUCCCAAUGCUCUAGCAAACUUUUUGUUGCAGUCCACCAGAUACCACAGGAAGAAAAAGUGAGAGGAGAGAGAGAGAGAGAGAAGGGCCAUCUGGACUCGGAAGGCAUCCAGCCUCGUGGUCAAGGGUUGGGGGGGGGGGGGGUGCUCGACACGGCGGGAAC